ACUUAGGUCAAUUUUUUAAUGGGAUGUAUGUUACCUUUUUAUAUAUUUCUUUUGGAAGAAAUUCCUUUCCGACCGGGUUUAAGGAUCACUUUCACAUUUAUAUAAAUCCCCACUUGGUUUCCUAACACCCCAUCAUUCAAGCAUUACAAACUUUUCUCUUUUCAUAUUAAUCCUCUCUAGUGUUACUUCCUUUUUAACUUUAAUAAAAGCUAGCAACAAUAUGACCAAUUCUUGCAAACAAGAGAUGGAUCAAGAGCUUAAAAGAGGGGCAUGGACACUUGAGGAGGACAAUCUUCUUAUCCAUUAUAUUAAUUGUCAUGGCGAAGGCCGUUGGAAUUUGCUAGCAAAAUCCGCAGGAUUGAAAAGAACAGGAAAAAGUUGUAGAUUAAGAUGGUUGAAUUAUCUUAAACCAGACACAAAGCGCGGAAAUCUCACACCACAAGAACAACUCGUGAUCCUCCAACUUCAUUCCAAGUUGGGUAAUAGAUGGUCCAAAAUCGCGCGUCAUUUGCCUGGAAGAACAGAUAACGAGAUCAAGAACUACUGGAGAACACGGGUACAGAAACAAGCUCGCCACCUUAAGAUCGACGCUAGUAGCAAGAGGUUUGUAGAUGCAUUACAGCGGUUUUGGAUGCCAAGAUUGCUUGAGAAAGUGGAACAAGAUUCAUCAUCAUCCAUAUCAAAUUCAACUACUUCUACUCUAACCAUGGAAACAGAUCAAAACAAACCAAGCACUCAUCCAAAAACCGAGCAAACCGUAUUCACAUCAUUGUCCUCACCACAACCAAGCCAUAACGAGCCUAUCAACUCCAGUUCAAGCAUUUGUGCAUCAAAUUCUUGUGGGAAUAUUUUGCCUGAGAUGUCACAACUCUAUGGGGACAAUACUCAUGCCUUUUAUAAUUACUCAUCACUCCAAAACAUUGAUAGUUAUAAUGUGGAUAUAAAUGGGUUAGACAUGAUGGGCUUCGGAUCCAAUGACAUUAUGUCGACACUAAACUUCCAGAUGGCGGAUAAUGACGGGAUAAGAAGCGGUGACAUGGCAGCUGACACAUACUGGAACAUGGAUGAAUUAUGGCCUUGAUUUAUGUUGCAAAAAUGAGAACAUGACUAAUCAUUCCUAUCAGUUACUCGAACUAAUUGUAAAAGAGCUGAUAAUCUAUAUUUAGAUAGGACCUUUAAUUUAAAUUUGUAAGAGAGUUCCAAGAACUCUCUAAUCCUAUAAGUAUACUUGUACGUAUCACUACUAGAAAACUCGACAAUUACAACUAAAAUUUACGAUGGUAAAACACGGUCGCCAAGCUAGUGAUCAAUUUGUGAUCGUAAAGGCAGUUGCAAUUGGUGAGUUUUCUAGUAGUGGAUGUAUUUCUUGUUACAUUUUUUGUUAUACAAUAAAAAAAGUAUUCAUUAA
This is a messenger RNA of Helianthus annuus (common sunflower), 1408 nucleotides long. RefSeq names its product transcription factor MYB62. Gene Ontology annotation, cellular component: nucleus. The transcript is spliced from 3 exons. Gene Ontology annotation, biological process: regulation of DNA-templated transcription. Lineage: Eukaryota; Viridiplantae; Streptophyta; Magnoliopsida; Asterales; Asteraceae. The record is from RefSeq and is a predicted model, not a curated record. Bases 221 to 1081 code for a protein of 286 amino acids. Gene Ontology annotation, molecular function: DNA-binding transcription factor activity; sequence-specific DNA binding.